UCGGCGUGAAACGAUUGGUUACUGUUAAAAAGCCACAAGUCAAGAUAAGCGAUAACAUUAAUAAGGGAAUAUAAGUAGCAAAAAUUAUUCAAAGAUAUACAAUGGCCAACUUUCGUAUGGGACCAGACACGCAUGUUGUACCUAUGACACUAUUUCGCAAUAAUCGAAAUAAGCUUGCUUCAGUUCUACGUGAGAGUUCCGGUAUAAGAGCCAAAACAAGUUAUGUACUUUUGAAAGGUGGGAAGGAAGUUAGCUUCAAUGAUACAGAUGUUAAUUAUCCGUUCCGUCAAGAAUCAUACUUUCAAUAUUUAUUUGGUGUAAAGGAACCGAACUGCUAUGGCGUUUUACAUGUCGAAAGUGGUAAAUCAACUUUAUUUGUACCUCGACUGGUUGAGGAGUAUGCAACAUGGUUUGGUCGGUUGCGCUCACUGGAUGAGUUUAAAGCUAUGUAUGAGACUGAUGAAGUGCUUUAUGUGGACCAAUUAAAAAUGUUCUUUGAAAAAGCAUCACCAACUGUAUUAUUAACGCUAAGCGGCAGGAAUUCAGAUAGUGAAUUGGAUUCAAAACCUGCUUAUUUCCCUGGCAUUGAGAAGUUCAAAAUUGAUGAAGAGUUUUUGUAUCCAAUAAUCGCUGAGUGUCGCGUUGUCAAGUCUGCUGAAGAAAUUGAAGUCCUACGUUAUGUUGCGAAAAUAUCAUCAGAAGCACACAUAAAAGUCAUGCAGUUUAUGCGACCAGGAAGACGAGAAUACGAAGGCGAAUCCGUUUUUCUGCAUCACUGUUACGCAGUAGGGGGUUGCCGUCAUACUUCGUACACUUGUAUUUGCGCCAGUGGUGUUAAUACCGCUAUACUGCAUUAUGGCCACGCUGCUGCUCCAAAUGAUCGCAUUACAAAGGAUGGUGAUAUGUGCCUGUUUGAUAUGGGGGCUAACUACUGUGGCUAUGCAGCAGAUAUAACUUGUAGUUUUCCAGUAAAUGGUAAGUUUACUGAAGAUCAAAAAUUCAUAUACAAUGCUGUGCUGGCUGCACGCAACGCGGUGUUGACGAAGGCCCGUGAUGGUGUUUGCUGGGUUGAUAUGCAUAAACUAGCAAAUCGUGUUAUGUUGACGCAUCUUAAAGCGGGUGGCAUGCUUAAAGGUGAUGUUAAUGACAUGUUAGAUGCUGGCUUAGCGGGGAUAUUUCAACCAUAUGGACUUGGGCAUUUAUUGGGACUAGAUGUACAUGAUGUGGGCGGCUAUAUAAAGGGACAACCCAAGCGACCGUCGGAGCCAUGGUUAAAAUGCUUGCGCUUUGCACGUCUACUUAAAGCCGGUAUGUACUUAGCAGUAGAGCCUGGUUGCUAUUUUGUGGGCUGGUUAAUGGAUCGUGCUACAGCCGAGCCAGCACUUAGUCAAUUCCUUAACGUUCAAAUGUUUGAACGUUUCCGUGAUUUCGGUGGAAUUUGCAUUGAAGAUAAUAUUUUAAUAACUAUGGAUGGCUGUGAAAAUUUCGCUGUUUUACCGCGGACAGUGGAAGAAAUUGAAAAAGUUAUGGCCGGAUGAGAACAAUGCUUAAUUUAGUUUGUGUUAAUAUAUCGCAUAAAUAUUA
Teleopsis dalmanni is the source of this 1584-nucleotide messenger RNA. RefSeq names its product xaa-Pro dipeptidase-like. The record is from RefSeq and is a predicted model, not a curated record. Bases 102 to 1538 code for a protein of 478 amino acids. Gene Ontology annotation, molecular function: manganese ion binding; metalloaminopeptidase activity. Lineage: Eukaryota; Metazoa; Arthropoda; Insecta; Diptera; Diopsidae. The transcript has 3 exons.